Pseudomassariella vexata is the source of this 519-nucleotide messenger RNA. RefSeq lists its product as uncharacterized. Lineage: Eukaryota; Fungi; Ascomycota; Sordariomycetes; Amphisphaeriales; Pseudomassariaceae. The record is from RefSeq and is a predicted model, not a curated record. Bases 1 to 519 code for a protein of 172 amino acids. The transcript has 2 exons.
AUGGUCCAAACGAUCGCCACUGGCGCGCCGCACAUUGGCCCAUCAAUACUGUCUGGCGCGAAACCCUUCGUAUCCAAAUGGUCAAAUCGCUACCGAGGAGCCACAGUCCAAGACCUCGAACCCCCGUCUGCCCUUUCCCUCACACCCUCGGACCCCAUCUCCCUCGCCAUGAUAUCGGCCUUCGAGCGUGAGUAUACGCACCUGACGGUAGUCGACGCAACGACACGGGCACUGCUGGGGUACAUAUCGAUACCGCACCUACAGGCGCAGCUCGAGACGGGCAAGGUGCAAUCGGAGGACUCGCUGUCCAAGGCUAUGGUGCGUUUCCAACGCAAGGGCAAGAAGUACAAAGUCAUCACCAUGGCAACGCCACUGGAAGAGCUUGAGGAAUUCUUUGAGGGCGCGGGCGCGGGCGAAAAGCAGGAGUUUGCCGUCGUCACGGAUGAGGACAGGAGGUUCGUGCUGGGCGUAGCGACAAGGAAUGAUCUGGAGGAGUUUGUGAAGAGGAGACCGGCGUAG